This is a messenger RNA of Guillardia theta CCMP2712, 537 nucleotides long. RefSeq lists its product as hypothetical. Gene Ontology annotation, biological process: dephosphorylation. NCBI's taxonomy places the organism in Eukaryota, Cryptophyceae, Pyrenomonadales, Geminigeraceae. The record is from RefSeq and is a predicted model, not a curated record. Gene Ontology annotation, molecular function: phosphatase activity. The coding region runs from base 1 to 537 and encodes 178 amino acids. The transcript has 2 exons.
AUGCAGAGGAUGGACCCGUAUUCCCGCCACAAGAAGUUCAUCAACGACUAUGUCUUGACUCUGGGCAAGGAAGGAGUUCAACGUUACAUCGAGAAGAACAGGCCGUCGGUAGGCAAAACAGACUAUGAUGUCCUGCAUGAAAACUAUAGGUUCAUUCGGAAACCAGAAGAAGAUGACUUGUCCAAGUGGGAAGUGAGAAUGGCUGUCAAGUAUUAUGAGAAGCUUUACAAGGAGUACUGUAUUGCUGACAUGAGCAAGUAUAAGAAAGGGCAGAUAGCAUUGCGUUGGAGGACGGAGAAAGAGGUAUUUGUUGGAAAGGGACAGUUUGUCUGUGGCAACCAGGCCUGUGAUGCCAGAGAUGAGUUACAGAGCUUCGAGAUGAACUUUGCCUACAAGGAGGCGGGUGAGAAAAAGAAUGCCCUUGUCAAGCUAAGAGUUUGUCCCGAUUGUGCGAUCAAGAGGACACGCAAAGCUCAAGUUCGGACUCUGAAGAAUCUGAAGAAGAGCAAGAAGAUGAAGGCCAUUGGGAAGAAGUAA